GAGAAGAAGAAGAUGCGAAAAGAGCCCUUUGGUUUGUAUUAACCAGAGGGCGAUCGAUUACAGGAAACACAGAGAAAAAGACAGGAGGGAGUGAGGUGAGGGAUAGGACGAAGACGGAUGAUGGAGUUGCAGAAGGCUUGCAGGUCAUUUGAUCCUGGAUUCGAUGAUUCGACACAAGGAUCUGAGAUUUGACUGCGGAUUUCGGAAUAAAUGCUACUCUGUGGAUCUAUUACUUCCUGGAUUGGUCAGAUUUUUGCAUGCAUGGGAGGUUGUCUUGGAUGCUGUACUAAGCCCACACCGAUCAUCGCUGUGGACGAGCCAUCAAAGGGACUGAGAAUCCAAGGUCGUACAGUGAAGAAACCUAGCAUAUCUGAGGAUUUUUGGAGCACCAGCACAUGUGAGAUGGACAACAGUGCAGUUCAAUCUCAGAGAAGCAUUUCUUCAAUUAGCACCUCGUAUCAAGUAGAUCCCCACGGAGUUGGCAGUACCAGCAACCCUACUGAGUUUGUUAAUCAUGGUCUUCUUCUCUGGAAUCAAACUAGGCAGCAAUGGGUUGGAAAUAGAAGGUCUGAGAAUCGGACACAACAGGUCCAAGAACCCAGGUUAAGUUGGAAUGCGACAUAUGACAGUUUACUUGGAACCAACAAGCCAUUCCCCCAGUCUAUACCACUCUCUGAAAUGGUAGAUUUUCUUGUGGAUGUCUGGGAGCAGGAGGGGAUGUAUGAUUGAUCAAAAGAAAUCCUGUAAAAUAUGCAAUGGGUUUCUGGAGAUCAGGACACCACUGCCACCAUUGUAAUUUUUAAAAUGCUUUGGUAUAGGAAGGGGAUUGAGCACUGUCAUGUCUUUCUACCCAAAAAAAGGCACUGUCAUGUCAACUGUAAUAUUAUUCUAAUGCUGUUCCCUACCAAAUAUCCAAUCUUUUCUCUUCUUUCGGUUUUUAGAACAUGCUUAUCCAUCGAAUUCAAUCUAAUAUAUAGAAAUUGCAGCCCACAGGUUUUUAGCCCGA
This is a messenger RNA of Nelumbo nucifera (sacred lotus), 1006 nucleotides long. RefSeq lists its product as uncharacterized. The record is from RefSeq and is a predicted model, not a curated record. Lineage: Eukaryota; Viridiplantae; Streptophyta; Magnoliopsida; Proteales; Nelumbonaceae.